GGAUGAUGUAAAUUCACACUUGUAGUGCGCUCUGCCCAAGCGAUCUGUCCUGCCUGUAAUACCGUUCCUGAAGACUGGAGUGUGUAUUCACGACCAGUAAACGCACACCAGACCAGUACUGUUGCUACAGCUUCAGUCUACACAACGGAUACCAUUCGGUUGGGGUUCAAGACUGGGCAUUUUUGGAUCUGAAGAUAUUCUCUAUUGGAAUAUAUUCUGACUUUUCAGUCUGCUUUUCUAGCGAGGAUAUUUAUUUGUUAGUUUUUUUCUUUCCUUUUGUGUGUGUGUGUUGAUUCAAGAGGAAUUAAAGGAGGCCACAACGUGAUCCAACGAGCAGGGGUCUGACCGUAAGGGAACUGCUGCAACCAACGAUCCGUCCAUUGUCCUGUCGUCCGUUGGUCUCCUGAGGAGUAGCUGAGGGGGGGGGGGACGUACCACUCUGUUACCAAAAUACCUUGGAUUAAUGUAUGGCACAGGCUCACGGUGGGAGAACGUGAUUCUGGGUUUCCUGCAGGGCUGGAGUACAUAACUGAUACAGGCCUGGAGUGAGCCUGUACUAUCAGGAUUGGUGUUGGCAUGGCUCAGUCCACCUUUUGGACCUUCUCUUCAUCAUGACUGGUCUGCUUGACCACAGACCCUGAGGAGAGCCUGUAACCGUCAGAGGUAGUGAGCCCCCUUUUUCUCCAGAGGAUUUUUCCUAAGAGGACGGGGCCUCCAUGUAACACAAAGAGAUCUAAGUUGGACGAUACAAAGACUCUACAACUACUACUACAAAAAAAAUACAACAACAAAAAACCAGGAAAACUCAGGCUUGCUUUGGAGAGGAAAAGCCUGCAGCUUUGUCUGAGUUUGAGUGGAGAUGCUUUUUCUACCAGCUUAUUUUCCAUGGCAAAGACUUUGAUGACUUGAGCAGCUGACAAAACAAGAGGAGGGUCAGAUAAAAAAAAAAACAGAUCAGUUUAAGUUCAAACACACUAACCAAGGGUAUAACCAAACACCUUCUUUCUCUUACUACACUAAUAAACUUAACCUUUCUGAAAAGGACUUAAUAGGAAAGAUUUCAACGUAAAUCUCGAUUGGAUCUGCUGGAUUGGGAAAGGAUUCUUCGGUGGCUGGUUAUCGAUUCUUUUAAAUCAGGGAGGAGACGCCACAACCUCAAAACAAGAUGGCCGCCCAAUGCAAGAACUUCCUGCUCUUCUUGACCAGGCUAGGACUACUCCUGGGUCUGGCUAACCCUCUGGUGACCUCUGCCUCCUGCCCCUCGGCCUGCCGGUGUGAUGGGACCUUCAUCUACUGUAAUGAUCGAGGCCUCACCUCUAUCCCUACCGGCAUUCCGCUGGAUGCUACUAUUCUCUUCCUCCAAAACAACAGGAUCAAGAGCGCCGGCAUCCCCACCGAUCUGAAGAGGCUAAGCAACGUUGAGAAAAUCUAUCUGUACUGCAAUAAUCUGGAUGAGUUCCCCCAAAACCUGCCGAAAGGGGUCAAAGAGCUGCAUCUACAGGAGAAUAAUAUCCGCAUGAUUACGCAUGCGUCGCUGGGUCAGAUCCCGGUGAUUGAGGAGCUACACCUGGAUGAUAACUCCGUCUCGGCGGUUAGCAUCGAGGAGGGAGCGUUCAGGGACAGUAACCACCUGAGACUACUCUUUCUCUCCAGGAACCAUCUGAGCACCAUCCCGUCCGGCCUUCCGCAGACCAUCGAGGAGCUGCGCUUCGACGACAACCGCAUCUCGUCAAUAUCAGAGGCAUCCCUGCAGGACCUGAUCAAUCUAAAGAGACUCGUCCUGGACGGGAACCUGCUCAACAACCGCGGCAUCGGCGAGAUGGCCUUCAUCAACCUGAUUAAUCUCACCGAGCUCUCCCUGGUGAGAAACACCCUAACGUCGCCACCGGCUAACUUACCAGGAACCAGUUUGGAGAAACUGCAGCUCCAAGACAACCACAUAAACCGGGUACCGGCCGGGGCCUUCGCUUUCCUCAGGCAGCUGUAUCGGUUGGAUCUAUCAGGCAACAACCUGAGCAGUCUGCCUCACGGAGUGUUCGAAGACCUGGAUAACCUCACGCAGCUCCUACUCCGUAACAACCCGUGGCAGUGUACUUGCCGGAUGAAGUGGGUGAGAGAUUGGUUAAGGUCGCUGCCGACAAAAGUCAACGUCCGAGGGUUUAUGUGCCAGGGACCAGACAAGGUCAAGGGCAUGGCUAUUAAGGAUUUGUCCAUGGACUUGUUUGACUGUGGAGGAUCUGACUUGGGCAGGGGCCAGGGGGACCCUACCGAGACCAGCACUGUCUCUAACACCUUAUUGCCCUCACAACCCCAAUGGCCCUCCUUUGUGACCAAAAGACCAGUGGUGAGAAUGCCUGACCGGAAUAAGAACUACCGCAGUACUACGACACCGUCAGGAAGAAAGAUCAUCAGGAUCAGUGUGAAGUCGAGCAGUGCAGAGACAGUGCACAUCUCCUGGAGGGUUUCUGUACCCUUGACUGCCAUGAGGCUCAGCUGGUUAAAACUGGGCCACAACCCUUCGUUCGGUUCCAUCACGGAGACUAUCGUACAGGGCGAGAAGAAGGAGUACCUCCUAACAGCUCUAGAACCGGAAUCCUCGUACAGGAUAUGCAUGGUUCCCAUGGAGACCAGUAACAUUUACUUGACGGACGAGACACCAGUUUGCAUUGAGACAGAGACCAGUUCUCUGAAGGCUUACAAACCCACCACCACACUGAACCGCGAGCAGGAAAAGGAGCCUUACAACAAUUCCAGUCUGCCUUUAGCCGCGAUCAUCGGAGGGGCCGUGGCUCUGUUGGCAAUAAUAAUGCUGGCGUUUGUGUGCUGGUACGUGCACAGGAACAGUUCACUGUUUUCCAGGAAUUGCACCUACAACAAGGGCCGUCGGAGGAAGGACGAUUACGCCGAGGCGGGGACGAAAAAGGAUAACUCAAUCUUGGAGAUACGAGAGGCCUCUUUUCAGAUGAUCCCUAUACACCCCGUGCCCGUGUCCAAAGAGGAGUUUGUGAUACAUACGAUUUUCCCUCCGAACGGAUUGAGUCUGUACAAAAGCCCGCACAGCGAGACCAGUAUUAGCAACAGGAGCUACAGAGACAGCGGAAUACCAGAUUCAGACCACUCCCAUUCAUGAUAUUGAUAACGCGGGACAUUUCGUUAUAAAUGAGUGCGUUCGUUGAUGACAUGAAACUAAAGUGGCUAAAAGACUUUGUUAUAAUACACUGGAUCUACAAGACUGAGUGGGGAAUCAAUGUUCUUCUGUACAUUUGCCCAUAUAAUUUAUAUUUAAGGACAUUUUAUGACAAAGAGGAGAAGAAAUGUGGUUCACAUUGCAGAUAGUAGGGCCAUCACUGAGCCGCAGGUCAGUGUAUAUUGUAACUAAAACUGCAAUUCUAUAUUUUAGGGGUUGGUAGUAAUUUGUAACUGUAUUUUUUUUUUGGCUUACGGUUACCCUAACAACCAACUAUAAAAAAAAACUCUGUUCCACUGAGAUAUAAUGACUUGUCAACUGUGAAAGUGGGUUUUCAUUGCUGUGUUGAACAAUCAGACUUUAGAGAACCUUGUAGAAUAAAGCACAGGUCAUUCUUUACACUUGUUUUGUGAAUGUUCGGUAAAAACCAAAAGGCAAAAAAAAAAAAAAAAAAAAAAUGACAUGAUGAUCGAAACUAGGGCCCAGCUCAUUAACUGAGAAGAACCAGGGCGAAGCCGCUAGACAGUCGUUCUCUGAGGAGAGACAAGCAGAGAGCAGUCUCCUACAUGUAUCUGACUAUCUCUGGAAGCAUGACUAGAUAUGGAGCUGUCCUGCUUUACUUCUCUGCUUGUCUCGCCUCAGAGAACGUUUAGUUCCUCUGUUUGGAAAAAACACAGAAACACCGAGAGAGCCGAUCGCAACAGACGCCCAGGCGGGCACGGCUCCUGUGUGUGUGUGUGUGUGUGUGUGUGUGUGUGUGUGUGUGUGUGUGUGUGUGUGUGUGUGUGUGUGUGUGUGUGUGUGUGUGUGUGUGCGUGCGUCUGAUGUGUGUCAGGCAGGCCACAGCACAGGGCAGAUGAAGCACACAGACCUUUAGGACAAUUACCCAGGAUGAGAUUAACCCAUGCAGGGUGGCCAGGCUGACAACAGAGAUGACAUAAAGAACCCCAACUAUAUCUAUUUGUUCUAGCCAACAAAAAAGGCUAAACUACAAUGGAUGACAUUCUCCAGUACCCUGUACCAUACGUCAUCUAAACGUUGCCCUCAAACAUAGCUUAGAUAUAAACCGGUCCGUGAAAAAGGUUCUAUAAAUAAACAACACAUUGGCUUUCUUUUGAAUACAAACUGAGCAUCACCGAUUUCCUUGUUUAUGAUUAGUCCCCCCCCCCCCAGAUUGACUACUUCUAUGUUGCCACAAUUUCAAAGUUGAAAUGUUCUUUAUAAAGUAGAUUUGUUCUUUACAAAGUUGAAUUGUUCUUUAUAAAGUAGAUUUGUUCUUUACAAAGUUUAAUUGUUCUUUACAAAGUUGCUCAGGGAUUCUUGAAACAAUUGUCCUGUCUUUCGAGAAUCCCUGAACUGAAAACCAAAGUGCGUUGAAUGCCCUUUGGCCAGUCGUGUAUGUGCCUUGAUCCAAUGCUUAUUGUAUUUAGCUUUCUAAGAAAUCACUGACUUUUUUUGGGUCAUUCACACUUGAAUAUGAGAAAAUAUUGCAGAAUAAAAGCGGAUAAAAAUA
Molecule: messenger RNA, 4700 nt
Organism: Salmo salar (Atlantic salmon)
Lineage: Eukaryota; Metazoa; Chordata; Actinopteri; Salmoniformes; Salmonidae
Product: leucine-rich repeat transmembrane protein FLRT3
Molecular function (GO): protein binding
Source: RefSeq, a predicted model, not a curated record